This is a messenger RNA of Saprolegnia parasitica CBS 223.65, 402 nucleotides long. RefSeq lists its product as hypothetical. The record is from RefSeq and is a predicted model, not a curated record. The transcript has a single exon. NCBI's taxonomy places the organism in Eukaryota, Oomycota, Saprolegniomycetes, Saprolegniales, Saprolegniaceae. The annotation marks the transcript as partial.
AAAUACUUCAACGACUUUUCGCUCUUGGCCAAGCAAAUGGACUGGAACUACUACUAUUAUACGUCGUUCGACAUGGCGUUCAAUGCGAACGAGACGGACACUGACAACGUCGAGCAGCACUUUGGCCUCUUCUACGCCAACGGCACCAUGAAGCCGUGCUACGCCAACCUCACGGUCUCGGGCACGUCGACAGUGGUGACCAAGGCGCCGUCGCAGCUAGCGACUGUGACGCCCGCGCCCAAAGCCACGUCGGCUGACAAGACGGAUAACGCGACCAGCACCAUCAAGCCGAUCAUUGCGACCACGUCGCCGGCCGCGACCGCCAAGUCGGCCACGGCGGGUGCCGCGCUGACGGGCGUCGUCUCGAUGGCCAUCGCGUCAAUCGGCAUGCUGGUGUUGUAA